Ictidomys tridecemlineatus (thirteen-lined ground squirrel) is the source of this 4788-nucleotide messenger RNA. The record is from RefSeq and is a predicted model, not a curated record. NCBI's taxonomy places the organism in Eukaryota, Metazoa, Chordata, Mammalia, Rodentia, Sciuridae.
GACUCGCUUUUCGUUAUGGAGGCACCUGCAUGCUUGCAGAGAGGAGGAGAUUUCUCAGAGAGUUACAGAGCCCGUGGCAGAGCUGAGGGCUGGUCCCAGGCUUGGCUGGUCAGUGCCAUCAGGUUCAUGAACCACCGGGUCCCCGCCCACAAGCGGUACCAGCCCACCGAGUACGAACAUGCCGCCAACUGUGCCACCCACGCUCUCUGGAUCAUCCCCAGCAUCCUCGGAAGCUCCAACCUCUACUUCCUGUCCGACAACAGCUGGGAGACCAUUUCCGCCUCCAUCUAUGGCCUUGGCCUCUGCGCCCUCUUCGUGGUGUCCACCAUAUUCCACACUGUCUCCUGGAAGAAGAGCCACCUCAGGAUGGUGGAACAUUGUCUGCAUAUGAUUGACAGGAUGGUCAUCUAUUUCUUCAUAGCAGCCUCCUACGCGCCCUGGCUGAACCUUCGGGAGCUGGGUCCCUGGGCCUCCCACAUGCGGUGGCUGGUCUGGAUUAUGGCCUCUGUGGGCACCAUCUAUGUCUUCUUCUUCCAUGAGCGGUACAAGCUCGUGGAACUGCUCUGCUACGUUGUGAUGGGCUUCUUCCCGGCCCUGGUCAUCCUCUCCAUGCCCAACACCGAUGGUAUCUGGGAGCUGAUGACCGGAGGGGUCUUCUACUGCUUGGGCAUGGUGUUCUUCAAGAGUGACGGCAGGAUCCCCUUUGCCCACGCCAUCUGGCACCUCUUUGUGGCGUUCGGUGCUGGCACCCACUACUACGCCAUCUGGAGGUACCUCUACCUGCCCAGCACCCUGCAAACCAAGGUGUCCAAAUGAGAUGGCCCAGACUCCAUCCGUCCCUUGGGCUUUGGGAUCAGAGCAUCACUGGGCGUGAUCUGUGAACUGUCACCGGAAUCAGUGCCGAGGCCCUGCCCUUCCCUGGACUGAGUUUUUGCAGGGUGUGAGUUUCCUUCUGGUGACAGCCAGGCCAUCCCUGAAGACUGGUAAGAAGGAGAGCUUUUAGUCAUCUCCACGAAGGAGAAACUAACCCUGCCGUGCGUUUCUACCGUAGACGAGCGUUUCCUAACAACCAGCAUUAACGUCUUCAGAAAGGGCAGACUGGGGAACCAUGGGCCGAGCCGUGCCUUUGAAAGUCCUGAGGAGUCUAGUGGGUGGCACAGAACCCACUUGCCAGGGCCUCUCUCUGUGCUGCCAAGGUCCCAGCUGGGAAAUUGUCCCCUGUUCAGACGAGAGGUGGCACAUCACACCCUUGACCGUGGAAGAGAGCGCCUGUCAAUCACAGCCUGUGCCUGGGGUCAGAAUUCUUUUCCGCUCGGUGCCCUGGGUGCCCACUACCCAUCGGUUUGGCACUGCGGAUGGAACCUCCCGGCUCAUCCAGUCUGGCGACCUCUGAAGGGAUCACGGGCAGAGCAGAUGGAAGUCACCAAGGGGCUAAUGGCACUAAUGCCUUCGACUCCCUCUUCCUUUCUCCUUCUGGAGAAGCUCUUGGAGUGGGCAGCUUUGGGCACUAGCGGGAGACUGAGGCACCCCAGCGGGGCAGCCCCCAAUGCCUCCAAGAACCAGAGUUGGUCCUCAGCACUGAGGAGGAGGGAGCAGGAGAAGCGCGGGUGCUGCUUCUUGGCCAUUUCUUCUCAUCCCGAAGAGUCCAGAGAAACAAUGACUCAUUCAUUCAUCAGAGGGGACAAGCAGGUCCCUGGGAACCUGCUCCUCUGCCUGUGGUGGUGCCAACAUUGGGAGUCUCUCCAGGUGCCAGGUCAUGGCUCCUAGAGGCCACUCAGCUGCGCUCCUUGGCCUCACCUGGAUGUGGACCUGUGCAGAGCAUCCGGGUCCUGGCCCUCUGGAGGGCCCACCCAGCCAACACCGCAGCCCCCGAGGGCCUGACCCCACAUCCUGCGGGACGGGGCCAGCCUCUCUCUGGACUUUUGCUGGGGACAGGACAGAAGUGGCUGCCCGGCUCUGGGAUCUGAAUUGGCAUCUCAGAACCUCUGGGUAAUAACACAUCUGUCUCAAGUUUGAAGGUUCUUAUUCCAUGACUUCCAACCCGACUGGGGUGGACAAAGGUGGACCGACACAGGGUGCCUUAUGCUUCCUUCUAGAACAUUCCAGGGCAUUUCUGAGCUCCCGGGGACCUGGAAUCCCGUUGGUUCAAGCCAGUGUUAAAUCAUCUUGACACAUUCCUCAGACAGCUGGCUUCUGAGUGGGGGAUGCCUUGGGCUGGUUCUGUUUACCUGUCCAUGUGUGCACACCUGCAUAUCUGCCCUCCGUCCCCUGGCAGGUGUCUUGGGUAAACCUGUCCCUGUGACUCCCUGGGUGUCUCCAACCAGCUGGGGCCAGGACUGGAGGUCAGAGGGAAGGGAAAGCUUUGGAGGCGAGGGCAGCCGGGGAGAGGUUGUCUCCCGCCUGGGGUCAGAGACACAGAGAACCGACUUCUGCCUGGGCCUGAGGCUGGGAAAGGGAGUCCCGGAGGACCUGAGGUGCUGCAUGGGAAGGAAGUGUGGCACCAUGCCAGGCCAACCAAAAGUCCCGACAUCAGGAUGCUGCUGGGGACAGGCAGGUUCCCGGAAAUAGUGGCAGGUGCUGGGAAUGUUGACUUGGGCUUCUCUAGUGGCCCCUGAGUCUGGGACCUGCAUCUCUCUGUGCUCCUCCUCUUAGGCACUUGAUGGUACGUUUUCCCAAAACAGCCACCCCUGUGUGCCCCUCUUGAGGUGCCAGUCCCUCUGCAGGGAUCUUUGUUCACCUCCUUAUCUACCCAACUCCUACGCAUCCUUCAAAACCCAGCCCGGGCAUCAGCACUGAGGCGCAUGUCCUUGGUCUGACUCCGGGCUCGGCCUCCUGUGCCUCCCUGUCUCGCCUACACCAGUGCUCAGGGACCUGUCUGUCAUCCAGGUACUUGUAUGCUCCCUGAGGGAAGAGCUGUGUCUCCCUAGGCUUGGGGCCAAACCUGGCAUCCCCAUGAGAGAGCUUCAGCGUCCCCAGCUGUAAGAUGACCUUGUUGCAGCUGUACGUCGGCACCUUACAGGGCUGCCUGAAGACACAGCAGGAUAAGGGAAGUGUGACACGGGGCCUUGCAUGCUCCUUCCUUCUGCUAGCUGUCCACUGGAGAGGCAAGUCGUGAUCACAAAGAUGACACUCUCAGGGGCGUCAGCCAAAGAAGUGAACCCCUAAUGGUAGAAUUUCCAACUGUGGUCAGGCUGGUGAGGACUCUGGAAGGGUGGCGUUCUGAGGGGUCUUGGUCACCUUUCCUGUCCUAGUUCCAAUUUAGGACAUGCUUCCCAUAAACCUGUCUUUUCCCAGCAUCAUUCACAAGUUGAGUUUCCCAGGAUCCACACUCUGGAUCUCCCCCAGCGCAUCACAAACAGUUCAGAGAAGUUCCAUCUGGCCAGUCCCUCUGGUGGGUAAGGCUGUCUCAGAAGCAUCCUAGGCUGGGUUCCUGUGGCUACCCUAGAAGAAUUUGGAUCAAUAUCACAGAAUUGGCCGGUUGCCAUGGCACACGCCUGUACUCCCAGUGGCUCCGGAGGCUGAGACAGGAGGAUGGCGAGUCCAGAGCCAGCCUCAGGAAAAGUGAGGUGCUAAGCAACUCAGUGAGACCUUGUCUCUACACAAAAUACAAAAAUAGGGCUGGGGAUGUGGCUCAGUGGUCGAGUCUUCUUCGAGUUCAGUCCCUGGUACCUGCCCCCCUCCAAAUCUCAGAGCUGCCCUUCCUCUUGAUUGGAAGUUGAAGGUAUGGCAUAUGCGCAAGUCUGAGCUUCUGUCUAUCCCCUGGGGCUCCGAUGAGGUAGAAACCCAGGAAAGUUCUAGGCAGUUGGGAGGAGGAUGUGGAGCUGGGAAUUGCAGUGGGCCUUGAUUUGAAUUUGAAAGUCGCCUUGGUUGUGGGCGGGGCCACGCACAGUAGGGCGGGGCCAGCACUGAGAACUCUUGGGGAUCUCAGGGUUGCAUCUCCCCUGGGGUCUUUAUCACUGACUGGGAAGCUACCUGCAGGCCUCUCCCUAGACUGCAUAGCCUGAUGUAGACGUGCUGGCUCUGGGAACAGCAUCCGUGAGGGCCAGAAAGAGCCAAUGACAAUCCCAACAGUCACUUCCAAUGCAGACAAGGAGCAGGACGCUGUGGAGGUGGGGUUCCCUGUAUGAGCUCCUACUGGAAGGUGGUGGCGGUCUCUGUCUUUGCUAGUGGUUUCCUAGAUGCCCCCUGCAUUGACUGACUCAGUCUCCCUGUGUGGGGAGGAUCAUUAGAGGAUCUUACAAAGCAGAAAGCCAAAGCACAGAGAGGUCUGAUGACUUUCCCAAGGGCACCCAGCUGAGCAAAGCUUUAAAACCAGGACUAUCUGAUGCCCAAGCAUCCUGCCCUUGGCCUACCUUUGCCGCUUCCCAGGAAACUCACUGCCCCUAAGACUUUUCUCCAAGAAAAAGAGCUGAGCUUAAAAAAAUUUGAAAUAACAUGUGCAGAGAGAAAAAAAAAUCAAAUAGCAGUUUUUAAAAAUCUCUGAUGUGUUAACAUUAACAAUUUCCAAGAUGUAAAGAAUUCCACCAUGGUCAAUUUCAGGCUACCAGUGUGGCAUAAAGCUGGAAUUGAUGAGCAUGGCAGACCCCUUCCCAGCCUGAGGAGAGGUCUCCUGGGAGGGGAAGGGGUGGAAAUCCAGGACACCCCCUCAUGCACAGAUCCCUCUGAUCAACUCAACAUGGGGAAAUAAAACUAGAGAAUUCUGGUGGGCACAGGAACUUAGAGGUGCUCUCCAAAAUAGUAGCCUCUAGUUUCAGGGGGAUAUUUAAACUUACACCAAUUAAAAUGAAA